Culex quinquefasciatus (southern house mosquito) is the source of this 710-nucleotide messenger RNA. RefSeq names its product 40S ribosomal protein S14. NCBI's taxonomy places the organism in Eukaryota, Metazoa, Arthropoda, Insecta, Diptera, Culicidae. Bases 349 to 585 code for a protein of 78 amino acids. The transcript has 2 exons. Gene Ontology annotation, biological process: translation; maturation of SSU-rRNA from tricistronic rRNA transcript (SSU-rRNA, 5.8S rRNA, LSU-rRNA); ribosomal small subunit assembly. Gene Ontology annotation, molecular function: small ribosomal subunit rRNA binding; mRNA 5'-UTR binding; structural constituent of ribosome. The record is from RefSeq and is a predicted model, not a curated record. Gene Ontology annotation, cellular component: cytosolic small ribosomal subunit; ribosome.
AGUCUUUCCAAAUGUUUCGAAACAUUUGUAGCUUGAAACAUUAUUACCUACCGUAUAAUGACAUAGAACAGCCAAUUAAAGUUUCGAAGCAUUUUGCACAACAAUGUUUUGAAGCAUUAAUGGUAAGCUUCAUAUAUCAAUGUAAAUAAAGCUUUUAAUGUUAUAUCACAUUUUAACAUUUCUUAAAAUGUUUCAAAACACUAACAUAACACUAGUGAGGGCAAUAAAAGUUUGACAGUAUUUCGUGGUAUUUUUAUGUUUGCUGUAGGUAAAAUCGUUCGGCGCACGGUUUAGCGUCUAUAAAAAUAACAGCUCCUUAUCGUCACAAGAUACAAUUUUCUAGUUACGAUGGCUUCCUGCAAAAACAAAACUAUAAAGGAGGAGUUUUCGCUCUACGCCAGCUUCAACGACACUUUCGUCCACGUCACGGAUCUUUCGGGCAAAGAAACUAUCUCCCUCGUCACCGGGGGCAUGAAGGCCAAGGCCGAUCGUGACGGGGCUCCGCCCUACGCCGCUUUGUUGGCUGCUCAGGACGUCGCCGAUAAGUGCAAGUCGCUCGGAAUCACGCUGGGUGCCAACGGCUGAAACCGCACUAAGACCCCGGGACCGGGUGCCCAGUCGACGCUCCGUGCUCUGUCCUGUUCGCCAAAGAAUUUUGUGAAUAUUUUUUAGUGCUAUUAGUGUAAAAAUUAAUAAAUGCUCUGUUUCAA